Pyrenophora tritici-repentis Pt-1C-BFP is the source of this 1006-nucleotide messenger RNA. RefSeq names its product PAT1 multi-domain protein. The record is from RefSeq and is a predicted model, not a curated record. Lineage: Eukaryota; Fungi; Ascomycota; Dothideomycetes; Pleosporales; Pleosporaceae.
AUGAUCUUUGGUGGCCUCGAGAUAGUUGCCGGUGGAUAUCUCCUCCACCGACACUACCGAAAAAAGAAUGAGAAAGAGAGGGUCGAUCAAGACACGCAGCAUAAGCGGAACAAGACGUUCCCGGGUGCAACUUGCACCAAACAACAGCAGAACUGGCCUCAGCAAGCCAAUCACCAUGCCCAACACCAACAACCGCCCGCGAUACCGCCGCAAAAGUACGCGUGUUAUGCCCCCGUAGUGCCGCAGCAGCCUCGCCCGCAAUUCUGUCAAUCCCAGGCAGAGCCUCAAGCGAACACGCAGUUCCAACACCGGCCGCACGCCCCUCCCCACACCCAGAGCUUCAACAUCCCGAGACGGCCGGUCCCGCAGCGUAAACCCCAGAUCAUCAUUCAGCCUAGCCUACAACGCAGCGACUCUUUCGCAACCUUAUCGCGCAUGCCCAUUGCAAACGGGACACGUCCACAGAAUGCACAGGAGCAAGAAAGUCGAGCCUUGUCGCCUGCUAUACCGCGCAAUGGUCCGUAUGGCAAUGCGGGCUUCUCCGUGUCAACACCAGCUUUUGGCGCUACGCCUACAUCGCCGGGCCUCACAUACGAGAUGGCUGGCGAUCAGGCGUAUAGUGCUGGACAUACUGCCAAUCAUGAUUGGGAGACAUACAGAUAUGAGCAUGGCCACCAAGGGGCAGCUUAUACGCCUACCGUAUCUACAGAGUUGGGGGAGUAUGAUGCGCCACCUCCUCCUUACAGACCCUGAGGUCAUGAAAAAGCAGCACAGCUUGUGUCUUUCAGCUUUAGAGGAAUGUUUCUUUUUUCAUAUUAUACUUCUCAUCUUCUUAGGAGAUGGUUCUUAUUUUGCGUUUUACACUUCAUACUUAGGGUCAUAUCAGGCUGUAGUCUCUUUAAUCAUAGAAUGUCUUACCUUCUUCUAUCCAAUUCUCACCAAUUCUCAAGAGAUCAGCAAGUCCGCAUUUGUUGUCAAAUAUUGCUGAUAUACAUGUUUGUAACCU